Messenger RNA from Theileria annulata, 393 nucleotides. RefSeq lists its product as uncharacterized. The coding region runs from base 1 to 393 and encodes 130 amino acids. Lineage: Eukaryota; Apicomplexa; Aconoidasida; Piroplasmida; Theileriidae. The record is from RefSeq and is a predicted model, not a curated record. Gene Ontology annotation, molecular function: RNA binding. The transcript has 5 exons.
AUGGUAAAAAAUGUCAAAAAUGAAAAAGAUCUAGAGAAAAAUAAAAAUAAAUUAAAUGACAUUUUUAAAACUUUGAAAAGUAGUAAGGAAACGGGAGAUUCCAAAGGUAAGAUCAUCGCAAAGGGGAAUCUUGCAAAAGAAAAGGAGGUGAUACCGAAUUAUGUCCUUUUGAUUGUCAAUUUUAAACAUUCUAUUGGAUUACCCUUUGAUGUUACUGAGUCUGACAUUAAGCAACUUUUUUCAGGCUUUAAUUUAUCUUCAGUUCAUUUUAUAACCAGGAGAAAUAAACCGUUGGGAAGUUGUUAUGUAUAUUUAGAGGAAAAUGAAGCCAAAGAUGCUAUAAAACUACUCAAUGGCAAAUUCUUCAAACAAAAGUUCAUUAUUACACAUUAA